Molecule: messenger RNA, 2084 nt
Organism: Brachypodium distachyon (stiff brome)
Lineage: Eukaryota; Viridiplantae; Streptophyta; Magnoliopsida; Poales; Poaceae
Product: transcription factor bHLH111
Exons: 7
Coding region: 171-1820 (549 amino acids)
Biological process (GO): regulation of transcription by RNA polymerase II
Cellular component (GO): nucleus
Molecular function (GO): protein dimerization activity; RNA polymerase II cis-regulatory region sequence-specific DNA binding; DNA-binding transcription factor activity, RNA polymerase II-specific
Source: RefSeq, a predicted model, not a curated record
UUCCCCUUUAAAAAGCUAGCUCCCGGCAGACACCCACGAACUCCUAUCACCUCUCCUGAGAGAGCCGAGACAAAGCCAAAUUCCUCUUCCCCCGGCCGCCACACGCCAAAUUAAGAUCGAUCGAAUUCCGCUCGCUCGCUUGCUUAAUUGCUAGCCCUAGCUAGCCUUGCAUGCGGUGCAUGGCCCAGGAGGGCUCCGAGGCCUCCGUCGCGAGCUCGCCGCCGCCGCCGCACCCGCCCUCGUCUUCUUCCUCGGCGUCGGCGGGCGCCUCCUGGUGGCGCGGCGACAUGCACCCUAAUUACUCCUCCGCCACCCCGGCCUGGCCUCCGCCCUCUGCCGCCGCCGCCGGGCCACGCUGGCCACCGCUGCCGCUCGCCCACCACCAGCAACAACACCAGCAAAGGACGUCGUCCUCUGGCGCCGACGACGACAUGUCGGCCUCCAACGCCACCAUGCAGACCUCCUUCACCAGCCACCACUCCGGGAUCAGCAUCGACGAAUCCUCCGCCGCCGCCGCCGCGGCAGCCGAGAGCCACCUCUGGAACCAAGUCCUCAUGGGCGCCGGGGGCGCUGAGGUGGCGAGGAGCAUGCAGGCGGUGCACGACGCUCACGGCGACGACGACAGCGAGAACUUCCUGGAGCUGCUUAACUCGCGGACGCUCGCCCCGGAGCUCUUCGCGGAGCCGCCGGCCUGCGACUACCUCAAGAAGAUGGAGUACGGCGCAUCAUGGGCGCCGCCUCCGGACCACCAGUUCACGGCAGCGGCCACCAACAUGGAGAAGCACCACCAGAUGGACUACAUUAACGCGCUCGCUCACCAGCAGCAGCAGCAGCAGCAGGAGCGUGGGCUGACGACGGCGAACCUGUCGGACCUGGUGAGCAACUGGUCCAUCGCGCCGCCCAGCCCGUGCCACGGCGGCGGCGGCGGCGCCAAGGCCCUCUUCCUCGACUCCGGCGGCAACGUCAAGCACGAGAUGGGCCACGGCCAUGGCGCCGGGCCCGGGAUGCUGCAACAGCAGGAAGCGGCUGGUGGGCCAGGGAGCAGCGGCCAGGACUUCGUGAGGCCCGUCGGUGGGAUAGGGUCGUACAGCCCCAUGCUAGGGCUCAGCAGCAGGAUGUACGGCGGCUCCGGCGAUUCCAUGGUGGACGUGCAGUGGGCUGGGCCUGGGAGCAAUGGUGACAGGACGACGAGCCUGUCGGACUUGAUAUCGUUCGGCGGGGCCAUGGGGAAACCGGCCCCGGCUGCUGCGUCGCCGGGGAAGACUAGUUCGUCGGGGGAGUACAAGAAGAUGUCGUCGCCGGUACGUGCCAAGACGAGCAGUGGCGGCGGGGGCGGCAAGGGGAGCAGUGCGUCGUCAGGCGAGGGGAAGAAGAAGAGAUCGGAGGAGCAGCAGCAGGGGUCAGAGGGGAGCGUGAAGAAGUCCAAGCAGCAGCAGCAGGAAGCCUCCUCGCCCACCUCGUCCCUCAAAGCGGCGCAGGUGCCGAAAGUAAAACUAGGAGACAAGAUAAACGCGCUGCAGCAGAUCGUUUCACCGUUUGGGAAGACUGAUACGGCAUCAGUUCUAUAUGAGGCCAUAAAUUACAUUAAGUGGUUGCAUGAACAAGUGCAGCUGCUGAGUGAUCCUUACAUGAAGUCAAGUAGUAGCAAGGAUUACAACCCAUGGGGAGGGUUGGAUAGGAAGGAGAAGGCGGAGGCAGAGGCUGACCUGAGGAGUAGAGGGCUGUGCCUGGUGCCGGUCUCCUGCACGCCACAGGUGUACAGGGAUAGCAACGGCCCGGAUUACUGGACCCCGCCCUACAGGAGCUGCUUAUACCGAUGAAUUCCAUUGCCACGUGUUAUUAUUUCAUUAUUAUAAUAUCAUUAUUGUUUACUGCACGGUGAAUAAUUUGUGGUGAAGAUACAUGUGGUUAGAGAAAAGACAAAUGAUAAGGUUAAAUUUAGAGUUGUAUUUGUGUGUGUACCUUAGGACCACAACUUAUGUAACACCAACAUGAAGUACUUUUAACUGUGCUGAUUCUUUCUACUCCAGAGAACAGAGCUAUAAGAUCAGUUUUAUCGAGGUGGUGAUUUCAUAUGUACUGAA